Messenger RNA from Lathyrus oleraceus (garden pea), 1674 nucleotides. RefSeq names its product probable Histone-lysine N-methyltransferase ATXR5. The transcript has 6 exons. Bases 151 to 1284 code for a protein of 377 amino acids. Gene Ontology annotation, molecular function: protein binding. The record is from RefSeq and is a predicted model, not a curated record. Lineage: Eukaryota; Viridiplantae; Streptophyta; Magnoliopsida; Fabales; Fabaceae.
AAUUUAUUUUAAUGAUUUUUUUCUAUCACCCCCAUUUUCUAGAGCUUACACCAUUUCUAUAAAUUAGAGAGUUUUCUGAAAAAACAUUUCAUCAAAAUUCUCAAUUCUACCCUUGAAACCUUUUCGAAUUUUUCAAUCCGCCGUGACGGAAUGGCUCCGGCGACCUCAUCGCCUUCAUCUCAGAAGCUCACGAGCUUCAUCCACCGCACGCAUGCACCGCACCACAUUCGGAAAAAGACAUUUGACUCGCCGCCGGUCAAGAAGUACAGGUCAAUGGAUGAUAUAAUGGCAAGGGCGAAGUACGCGGUGGUGGAAAAGGAGGAUUACGGUAGCCUCAUGUGCGAGCAAUGUGGCACCGGUGAGCAACCGGAGGAGCUGCUAUUGUGCGACAAAUGUGACAAAGGAUUCCAUAUGAAAUGUGUGAGGCCGAUUGUUGUGAGAAUUCCGAUUGGUUCCUGGAUUUGCCCUAAGUGUUCGGGGGUGAAGAAAGUGAAAAAGUUCACGCAAAGGAGAAUACUUGAUUUCUUUGGGCUUCCAAGGGAUUUACCUGAUUUCAGACGGAAUAAUUCUGCUUCUCGGGAUGCUAUGAGGCGGCGGAGACGUCCAAAACCGCUGGUCUUACAGAAGAAAAGGAGAAGGUUACUGCCCUUUGUUCCUACUGUAGAUCCAGCCAGGAGAUUGAAACAAAUGGCCUCCCUAGCUUCUGCAUUAACAGCACUGAAUAUUAAAUUCAGUAAUAGCCUGACCUACUCUCCAGGAAUGGCUCCCCAAGAAGCGAAUCAGUCCACCUUUGAAAAUGGUGGAAUGCAGAAUCUUAAUAAGGAAGACACAAAAACCUUAGAGCGCUGCAUAACUAUGACCAAACGAGGCAAAUUCCCACCAUUAAUGGUGGUUUUUGAUUCAUGUCAAGGCUAUACCGUGGAGGCUGAUGGCCCUAUAAAAGACAUGACAUUUAUUGCUGAAUACACCGGGGAUGUGGAUUUUAUCAAGAACAGAGAAACUGAUGAUUGUGACAGCAUGAUGACGCUGCUUCUUUCAGGAAACCCUGCUACCAGUCUUGUUGCCUGUGCUGAUAAACGUGGAAACAUUGCUCGCUUUAUCAGUGGCAUCAACAAUCAUACUCAGGACGGUAAGAAGAAGCAGAACUGUAAAUGUGUGAGAUACAAUGUUAAUGAUGAAUCGCGGGUCUUUUUGAUUGCUACCCGAGAUAUUUCCAAGGGGGAGAGGCUUUACUAUGAUUAUAAUGGUUAUGAGAACCAAUACCCAACUCAUCAUUUUGUCUGAGUGAAAGUCAUAAAUAUUUUUUUAUUAGUCUUAUAGAUUUGGGACACAAUUUUAGAUCUUCGGAAAAGGAUUUUCAUGAUUCUCAUGAAAAAUAUAGCUUAUAGUCCUUGCAGAUUCAACAAAUUUUUUCUCAAAUAGUUGCGAUGAGUUAUUCAUUGUAAUUUAAGCUUAGAGCUGGCCCAGUUAUGUGGCUUAGAUAUGAAUAGAGAACCAUAGGAAAACUUUCUUCAGUUAAGUAAUGUCUCAAAAGAUGAGCUGAGAUAUACAUGUUUUCUUUUACUACAGUUUCUAGGGAUUGAAAAGAUUCUCAGAUUUUACAGUUUCUAGGGAUUGAAAAGAUUCUCAGAUUUUACAUUAAUGGUAUUAUCUUCAAUCUUUAUUUUCUUUUGA